This is a messenger RNA of Peniophora sp. CBMAI 1063, 891 nucleotides long. NCBI's taxonomy places the organism in Eukaryota, Fungi, Basidiomycota, Agaricomycetes, Russulales, Peniophoraceae. The record is from the annotation of a GenBank genome assembly.
AUGGGCGGACAAUCCUCUUCCAGCGCUCCGAUCCACGAUACGCCUAUCCUCGGCUUCAAGACGCGGCCGCGCGUGCAGUCCGCGCAAGAAUGGGGCAACGCGACGAACUUCUGGGUUGAAUACCCGUCCGGCCUCGUUGAUCUGACGCGCACAACGCAUCUCCCGGCUUCAUCCACCGAGCCCGACCUCAAAUCCGGCCAGCUCGACCUCCCCGUUGACGGCGACCGCACCGUCCGCCUCGACCCCUCAAAGACAGCCUACGUGAUAGUCGACAUGCAAAACUUCUUCCUCCACCCCGACCUACGCGCACACCCCACAGGCCUAGCCUGCGUCGACCCCCUCCUGACCUCCGUCCCCGCUCUCCGCUCCAAGGGCAUCACACCACUCUGGGUCAACUGGGGCCUCACGGACGCCGAGCUCAACACACUCCCACCAUCCCUAAUCCGCGGAUUCGCGCGCCCCGAACGCGCGGGUGGCUUCGGCGGCGUUAUGCCGGGCGACUGGGGAAGACUGUUGAUGAGAGGGGAGAAGAACAGCGAGUUGUACGGGCCGUUGCAGAAGCUGUAUGAAGAGGGCGAGAAGGAGGGGAAGGAUAAGUGGGUGCAUAAGAAUAGGAUGAGCGGGAUUUGGGGCGGGCAGAGUGCGUUGGAUUUGGUGUUGAAGGAGAUGGGUGUUACGACGUUGUUGGUUGCUGGUGUCAAUGCUGACCAGUGCGUGCUGGGGACGUUGAUCGACGCGUACUACCUGGGGUACGAUGUCAUCGUUGUGAGCGACGCUACGGCCACGACGUCGCCAGAGGGCGGGUAUGAGAAUGUCAUCUAUAACGCGGGCGGGAGCUAUGGAUUCGUUACGGACAGCAAGCGGAUCGUUGAGGCUGCUUCAAAGGCCUGA